Gadus morhua (Atlantic cod) is the source of this 2453-nucleotide messenger RNA. It is a transcript of the gene prkx, whose product is annotated as protein kinase X-linked. Gene Ontology annotation, biological process: protein phosphorylation. Gene Ontology annotation, cellular component: cytosol; cAMP-dependent protein kinase complex. The transcript is spliced from 9 exons. Bases 212 to 1279 code for a protein of 355 amino acids. The record is from RefSeq and is a predicted model, not a curated record. Lineage: Eukaryota; Metazoa; Chordata; Actinopteri; Gadiformes; Gadidae. Gene Ontology annotation, molecular function: ATP binding; cAMP-dependent protein kinase activity.
GCUGGCCGCUUCCGUGUUGAUGUGGUCGCAGGGUGAGGUGUUGUGCUGUCAGCUAAACAGUGAAGGAUUACCGGGAGCGGAACACCAAAGCCGGGGAAAGGAUGUUAAACUUCCCGUUAGGAACCGCUUCGACUCCUUGUUUUUCUCAAAUGGCGUAACGUCGCUCUGACGCGCAUCACCUGACCGUAAGCUCCAUCCCUGGAUCAUCACCAUGGCAUCCCCCAAGGCUAACGUUGGGGUGCAGCCGGACUCGAACCCGCACCCUCUGAAGGAGAGCAGGAGUGGCAACGCGGUGGCGGAAGACGAGGCAGCGACGCGCAGUGAGCGCGUGUACAGCCUGGACGACCUGGAGACGAUCGCAACCGUGGGCACGGGGACGUUCGGGCGGGUCUUCCUGGUCCAGGACCGGCGGGGUGGGGCGUACCUGGCCCUGAAGCAGAUGAGGAUCCCCGACGUGAUCCGUCUCAAGCAGGAGCAGCACGUCCACAACGAGAAGGAGGUGCUGAGCGAGGUCAACCACCCCUUCCUCAUACGCCUGUUCUGGACGCACCACGACGACCUCUUCCUCUACAUGCUGAUGGACUACGUGGCGGGCGGGGAGCUCUUCAGCUACCUGCGCUCGCGGGGUCGCUUCGGGAACGCCGCCGGCCUCUUCUACGGCGCCGAGCUGGUUGUCGCCAUCGAGUACCUCCACGCCCGCGAGAUCGUGUACCGCGACCUGAAGCCAGAGAACAUCCUUCUGGACGGCGAGGGACACAUAAGGCUGACGGACUUCGGCUUCGCCAAGAAGCUCUCUGAUAGGACCUGGACUCUGUGUGGGACCCCUGAGUACUUGGCCCCUGAGGUGAUCCAGAGCAAGGGCCACGGCCGGGCAGUGGACUGGUGGGCCCUGGGGAUCCUCAUCUUCGAGAUGCUCGCAGGAUACCCUCCGUUCUUUGACGACAAUCCUUUCGGAAUUUACCAGAAGAUCCUGGCGGGAAAGCUUGAAUUCCCUCGACACCUGGACUUCUACGUCAAAGACCUCAUCAAGAAGUUCCUGGUCAUCGACCGAGCCAGGCGACUGGGCAACAUGAAGAACGGGGCAGAGGACGUGAAGAAGCACCGCUGGUUCAAGACCAUCGAGUGGGACACGGUGGCCCAGAGGAAGCUCAAGCCCCCCAUAGUCCCCAAGGUGUCCCACGAGGGCGACACGUCCAACUUCGACGUCUACCCCGAGGACGACUGGAAGAAGGACACGCCGGUGCCCCAGAAGGACCUCGACCUCUUCAAGAACUUUUAAACGCCCACUGCCUGAGGGGGCUCCGGAUAAACUGCACCUUAAGGGGGCUCCGGAUUAGGAGCGCCUUAAGGGGGCUCCGGAUUAGCUGCACCUUAAGGUGGCUCCUGAGUACGGACCACUGCCCGAUUUAUUACUGGAAUAAUAAUAUUAAUAACUACAAUAAUGACGAGCAAACGCGUGUGUGAAGGGAGGAAGGUGUGGACUGUCGCUGUUGGUACCUACGACGGAAAUCGCUUGUUUUUUGGUCGGUGUGCAGAGCAGAAUUACAAAAUAAUUACGAAAUUACGAAAAAAAAUCAUGAACAGAGCGAUAGGACUGCUGUAAUGUUCCAAUCGACUGAAAAGUUACAAAUGUUUAUCGGUGGCAUUUAUUGGUGACGUACGUUCUAUCAAGAGUAAAACAAGUUUGUUUAGCGACAGAAUGCUGCUUUAGUAUUCUGUCGCUAAACAACUCUUGCUCCGAGGAAGAUCGCUACUGGGAAAAACAAAAGGUAUAACUGGUGCUCUUGUCAGGAUAUUUCACCAGAGUGGAAAUAGUAAGACUUGUUUCCAUCUUCUGUUUUAAAUGUUUUCGUUCGGUUAUUUUAUUUUUUCCGAAGCUGUACUUGUUUUCCGAUUUUUGUUCGUUAUCGUUUCGCUUGUUGGGGGUUUUGUUAAUUCUGUAUUUAAUUCUGAGCCUACUCAUAUGAUGCAAAAAAACCUCAAACUUCUUUUCAGAAACCACUUGACUGUUACAUUCUAUGUUUAUUACACGAGGAACGGUCAGGUCUUUUUUAUAUUGUUGGGUUUUUAUACUUUGGUCGUCUGUCAGCGACGGGUUUUUGGGGAAAACCAAAGCUUUACAACCCCCCGCAAAAAAAAAAAAUCUUUCGGAAACUGAUUUCUUAUUUAAAUGUGUCUUGAGUUCAAGUCUUUUACGUUUGUCAUGCUAUGGGGUUGAAACCACCUCCACGCUUGAUGCUAACAGCCUGCGAUCUACUCCCCUUACACUCGGAAACGCAUCAUGGUGCUUCUUACUUACGUUUUUAUCAUUGCUUUUACUUAAAUGUUGAUGGUUUACAUGUGGAAAGCAUCGCGGUUUGUGUUGUGUUUUGAGGAUUGUGGUGUUUCCUGUCCGACCUUGUUUGGGUUUUGAUUUUUUUCAAAAAGCCUUUUUCUAAUACGUUUUGUUUGUU